CAACCAAUUCCGUAUUCCGUAGACUCCCUUUUCUCUAUUUCUCCCUCCCUCUGAAAAAAGAAACACACCUUUAAAAUAAUAAUAACAAUAAUAAGCGAAGAAAAGUAGCAGAGGCCUCAGAUCAGAAAUUGGGAAUUGGAAUGGCUUCCUCGUCGCCCGCCAUCCUUCUUCCAAUCACCAACCCUCAGCCCUCCGCCGCCACAACCGACUCCAUUCAGUCGUCCGGACCCCCUCCCGCCUUCCGUGCUUUUAUAAAUCAUAUCAGCGAUACCGUCCGCAACGGCCUCGCCAGCCGCCGCCCCUGGUCUGAGCUCGUUGAUCGCUCCGCUUUCUCCAAGCCUGACUCCAUCUCCGAUGCCACCCAACGCAUCCGCAAGAAUUACGCCUACUUCCGCGUCAAUUACCUCGCCGUCAUCACCGGUGUCGUCGCCGUUUCUCUCCUCACCAACCCCCUCUCUCUCAUCCUCCUCGCUGCCCUUCUUGCCGCCUGGAUUUUCCUCUAUCUCUUCCGCACUGCCUCAGAUCCGCCCCUUACACUCUUCGGCCGUCAAUUUUCCGAUCGCGAAACCCUGGUAGGUCUCAUCGUUUCCACCAUCGUUGUCGUCUUCCUCACCAGCGUUGGAUCUGUUCUCGUGUCGGCCCUCAUGGUCGGCCUUGCCAUUGUCUGUGCGCACGGUGCCUUUAGGGUUCCCGAGGAUUUGUUUCUUGAUGAGCAAGAGUCCCCUGCUACUGGCUUCCUCUCUUUCGUGACUGGCGCCUCCUCCAAUGCCACCGUUGCAGCCACCGCUCCCGCAGUUGCUGCCAGGGUUUGAGGAUCCAAUAAAACAACCACUUGUACUUAGCUUCUUGAUUUGUGAUGUUAACAUGCUUUGCUAAGUAGUGAACAAUUGAACAAUAAUGAGAGCGGAAUACCCUACUCACAAAAUAUACUUUUAGAUCUGAUACAUCAUAAUUUUCUUUUUACCUUUUAGCUGGAAUCUCUGUAAAUUGUGGAGUUUUAUUUUGAAUGCAGCGUAUUCCCUCGUUUGAUUA
Messenger RNA from Coffea eugenioides, 1032 nucleotides. RefSeq names its product PRA1 family protein B4-like. Lineage: Eukaryota; Viridiplantae; Streptophyta; Magnoliopsida; Gentianales; Rubiaceae. Gene Ontology annotation, biological process: vesicle-mediated transport. The transcript has a single exon. The record is from RefSeq and is a predicted model, not a curated record. Bases 141 to 812 code for a protein of 223 amino acids. Gene Ontology annotation, cellular component: endoplasmic reticulum; Golgi apparatus.